Trametes versicolor FP-101664 SS1 is the source of this 1152-nucleotide messenger RNA. RefSeq names its product aspartic proteinase from Irpex Lacteus. The record is from RefSeq and is a predicted model, not a curated record. Gene Ontology annotation, molecular function: aspartic-type endopeptidase activity. NCBI's taxonomy places the organism in Eukaryota, Fungi, Basidiomycota, Agaricomycetes, Polyporales, Polyporaceae. The coding region runs from base 1 to 1152 and encodes 383 amino acids. The transcript has 11 exons. Gene Ontology annotation, biological process: proteolysis.
AUGGCGAAGCGCAUCAACGCGACGGGGUCCGCCAAGAUCCUCGAGCACGACCAGGCGCGGGUGCGGGGCCUGCGCGCCCGUGCGGCGGCGCGCGCGAGUGGUCACAAACUGCCCACUCCCGGCGGGGAUUCUGGGAAUGUUCCCGCGACUAACCAGGUCGUCGACUACGUGGUGGACGUGAACAUUGGCACGCCGCCUACGACAUACUCGCUCCUUGUCGAUACAGGGAGCUCCAACACGUGGGUUGGGGCGGGACAGCCCUAUGAGCAGACUGAAUCUACGCGAGAGACCCACAACAGUGUGGAGGUCAUCUAUGGUUCAGGGGGGUUCAUUGGCACCGAGUUCAAUGACCUCGUGAGUUUAGACAGUGGGCUCACGAUCUUUGGACAAUCUAUCGGCGGCGCGACGGAUAGUUUUGGCUUCGAUGGCGUCGACGGUAUUCUGGGAAUUGGCCCGGUAGGCCUCACACAAGGCACCCUUUCUCCCGACGCAUCGGACACGAUCCCAACCAUUACAGACAACCUGUUCUCGCAGGGUGGGAUCAAUCAAAACCUCGUCGCGAUAUCCUUCGAGCCCACGCAGACCGACGGUAACCCAAACGGCGAGCUGACCUUUGGGGCCACGGACCACUCCAAAUUCGUCGGCGCGAUUAACUUUGCUCCUAUCACGUCAACGUUCCCUUCGGCCGCAUUCUUCGGAAUCGACCAGUCGCUCAGAUACGGUCCUUCCACGUUCCUCUUGAGCAACUCCGCGGGCAUCGUCGACACCGGCACUACGCUCCUUUUGAUUGCAUCUGAUGCGGUGCAGAAGUACACGGCUGCCAACGGUGCGGUCUUCGACGACGACGUCGGACUUUACCGCCUCACCCCCGCGCAGUUCGCGAACCUGAAGAGCCUCUUCUUUACCAUCCACGGAGUGGUAUUCGAGUUCACCGCGAACGCGCAGAUCUGGCCCCGCGCACUCAACGGUGUCAUCGGAGGCACCGCCGACUUCGUGUACCUCAUCGUGGGCGACAUCGGGUCGCCGUCGGGCUCGGGCCUGGACGUGAUCAACGGCAUGGCGUUCAUCGAGCGCUUCUACACCGUGUUCGACACGGACAACAGCCGGGUCGGCAUCGCGAACACGCCGUUCACGAGGGCGACCACGAACUGA